Euleptes europaea (tarantolino) is the source of this 1224-nucleotide messenger RNA. Its product is annotated as alpha-N-acetylneuraminide alpha-2,8-sialyltransferase-like. Gene Ontology annotation, molecular function: alpha-N-acetylneuraminate alpha-2,8-sialyltransferase activity. The record is from RefSeq and is a predicted model, not a curated record. The transcript is spliced from 8 exons. The coding region runs from base 1 to 1224 and encodes 407 amino acids. NCBI's taxonomy places the organism in Eukaryota, Metazoa, Chordata, Lepidosauria, Squamata, Sphaerodactylidae. Gene Ontology annotation, biological process: oligosaccharide metabolic process; N-glycan processing.
AUGGACAAGAGGAGGAUUAUGAACAUUGCGAACAAAGGAAAGAACAAAGAGCGUGAGAAGCAGCCGCAGAGGACAAUCCCUGACCGAUCCAAGGACCCCAGCAGAAGCCAAGGAGGCAGGGAGACUCCGGCUUGUCGGGGGUCAGUCGACUUGUGUGCUAUGUACCUUGACUUGCGACUUGGGAAACGAAACUUCGGGCUGGGCAUCAGUGCAAUCUUCCUCGUCAGCCUCACUCUUUCGUUGUUGCAGAGAACAAAGAGGAGCGUUCUCCUUCAUUUGACAGCCAGAGAUGAGAAGAUGCUUCGUGCCGUUGAGAAAUCGCCUGUACAGGCAAAGGACAGAAAGAUUUUGGAGCACCUGCUACUGACGCAAGGAUGCCCUUGGCAGCCCAAUGCUACAGUAUUGGCCCAGUACAGGACCAAACUGGGGAGAUGCUGCAACGCUUCUUUCUGGAUGGCGGUCACCAAGGAAAACACACCUGUGGGAUCGGAUAUCCUCUUAGAUGGGGAGAAAGGCAACAAACUGCCAGUGAAAGAUGAGCUGAUGGACUUGCUGCCAAAGAGAUCACCCAUUUCAAGCAUUCUGUAUGACCAAUGUGCAGUGGUGGGCAAUGGCGGAAUCCUCCGGAACAGCAGCUGUGGGCAGGAAAUUGACCAGGCAGAUUUAAUAGUGAGGUUCAACCUGCCUCCUAUGGACUGGCCUGAAGAUGUGGGAACCAAGACCAGCCUGGUUACCAUCAAUCCCAGCAUCCUUCAGACGAAGUUCAAGAAGCUGCAGGCCCAUAGGAAGCCCUUUGCCGAUGCCCUCCGUCCUUUCAGGAGCACCCUGAUUUUCAUUCCUGCUUUCUCGUUCGUGGGCCACAGUGACGUCUCUUACCGUGCUCUGUAUACCAUGGAGGACUUUGGCAUGGGGCAGCACGCUUACUUCAUGAACCCUCGCUACCUGGACGCCCUGGGAAUAUACUGGAAAGAUCAUGGCUUCCACCCCCGGCGCCUCUCCUCUGGCUUUAUGCUCGUCAACAUGGCCUUGGAGUUCUGCAAGCGCAUCACCCUCUAUGGCUUCUGGCCUUUCCCGCAUGACCUGGCCAACCGGACAAUACCUCACCACUAUUAUGACAACACUUGGCCCAAGCCGGGCAUACAUGCCAUGAGCAGCGAGUUCUCACUCUAUCUUAAAAUGUACGCCCAGGGCGUGUUGCGGUUACGAGUAGGCAAAUGCCAGUGA